Molecule: messenger RNA, 885 nt
Organism: Kockovaella imperatae
Lineage: Eukaryota; Fungi; Basidiomycota; Tremellomycetes; Tremellales; Cuniculitremaceae
Product: Thiamin pyrophosphokinase
Exons: 4
Coding region: 1-885 (294 amino acids)
Biological process (GO): thiamine diphosphate biosynthetic process; thiamine metabolic process
Molecular function (GO): thiamine binding; ATP binding; thiamine diphosphokinase activity
Source: RefSeq, a predicted model, not a curated record
AUGGACUUUGAAUCGAUUGCGAAACGCCACGCUGCCCAAGAUCCAAAUGUGCUCUUGUGGAGCUGCACAGAUCUCUUGUCGAACAAAGGCAGUCGGAAGAACAGGUACGCGAUGAUCAUUCUCAACCAGCCGAUCACCCGGAAAGAUGUUUUUGUAAGGGCUUGGGCUGCCAGCGAAGUCCGAUUGUGCGCUGAUGGAGGCGCUAACCGACUCUACGAUCUGUGGGGUCCCUCGCAGAGCUCCAAAUACCUUCCCGACAUGGUCAAAGGCGAUCUCGAUUCACUCCGCCCUGAAGUGGAAUCUUUUUAUGCAUCCAAAGGCGUAACUAUCAAGCAUGACUCGGAUCAAUAUUCGACAGACCUCAUGAAGUGCAUGGAAGAGGUUGAGAACAUUGAGCGAGCCUCUGGCAGGAGGUACUCGUUGGUAUUCAUUGGCGGCCUCUCAGGACGCGUGGACCAAACGGUACACACUAUGCACAUUCUUCAUAAGCUACGCAAGACUCGACCGCUCACCUUUGUGUUAAGUUGCGAAAGUCUAGCUUGGACUCUCGAUGCUGGAUCUCACCUCAUCGAUAUUGAUCAUUCCACCAUGGGUCAAACAUGUGGUAUUCUUCCGGUUGGAGUGGACAGUGCAACGGUCAAGACAAAAGGACUCAAAUGGGAUUUGGAUUGGGCGACCUCGCUUGAUACCAGUGUCUCAACGUCGAACCACCUCCUCCCCUCCGAGCCAGUCGUCCAAGUGCAGACAAGUCGUCCGUUGCUGUGGUGCGUCGAGAUUAAGCCCAAUUUGGAUGCUGCGCCAGUACCGGCCGUCCGAGAUGUCAAGAGCCCAGUCGGCGUUUCUGAGUUUGGCACUGGAAGGGUCUCCAGAGUUGGGACGUAUUAG